Molecule: messenger RNA, 522 nt
Organism: Aspergillus udagawae
Lineage: Eukaryota; Fungi; Ascomycota; Eurotiomycetes; Eurotiales; Aspergillaceae
Product: F1F0 ATP synthase subunit d
Exons: 4
Coding region: 1-522 (173 amino acids)
Biological process (GO): proton motive force-driven ATP synthesis
Molecular function (GO): proton transmembrane transporter activity
Source: RefSeq, a predicted model, not a curated record
AUGGCUGCUCGAAGCGCCGCUCUCAAGAUCGACUGGGUCAAGGUGACCAGCUCUCUCGGCCUGCGCGGCCAGACCGCUGCCUCUCUCCAGGCCUUCAAGAAGCGUAACGACGAUGCGCGCCGCAAGGUCCAGCUCCUGUCCGAGCAGCCCCAGACCGUCAAUUUCGACCACUACCGCAGCAUCCUGAAGAACCAGGCUAUCGUCGACGAGAUUGAGGGUUACGUCAAGAACUUCAAGCCCGCUACCUACGAUGUCAGCCGUCAGUUGAAGGCCAUCGAUGCCUUCGAGGCUCAGGCCGUCAAGAGCGCUGAGGAGACCAAGGGCAAGGUCGAGUCCGAGCUCCGCAACCUGGAGAAGACCCUGGAGAACAUUGAGACCGCUCGUCCCUUCGAUGAGCUCACUGUGGAUGAGGUCGCUGCUGCUCAGCCUGAGAUUGAUGAGAAGACUGCUGCCCUCGUCUCCAGGGGCAGAUGGAUGCCGGCCGGAUACAAGGAGCGCUUCGGUGACUUGUCCGCUGUUUAA